Ustilago hordei is the source of this 843-nucleotide messenger RNA. RefSeq lists its product as uncharacterized. Lineage: Eukaryota; Fungi; Basidiomycota; Ustilaginomycetes; Ustilaginales; Ustilaginaceae. Gene Ontology annotation, molecular function: oxidoreductase activity, acting on NAD(P)H, oxygen as acceptor. The coding region runs from base 1 to 843 and encodes 280 amino acids. The record is from RefSeq and is a predicted model, not a curated record. The transcript has a single exon. Gene Ontology annotation, cellular component: intracellular anatomical structure.
AUGGCAGACAGGAAACCAGUGGUGCUCCUCACGGGCGCAUCCCGCGGCCUUGGUCUGGCCAUGCUCCGACUUCUCCUCACCGGUUCACCGCCUUGCCACGCUUCGCCCAUCGUGGCUAGUCGGGUGGUAACAAUCUCUCGCACCAUCCCUUCCGACCUAUCCUCUCUGCAAUCUUGCCAUCCCUCCGACCUGGUCUGCAUCCAGGGCGACGUUACAUGCGCCAGCACGAACGAAGCCGCUGUUAGUGCGGCGGUUGGAAAAUUCGGUGGGCUGGAUUCCAUCAUUCUCAACGCCGGAGUGGUGGAAACGCAACGAAUCGAGUCUCUCUCGCCCUCGUCCUUGGCCAAGAUGCUGAAUAUCAACACUGUUUCCCUUGUCACCACGCUUUCUGCUGCGCUUUCGUAUCUUCGGGAAUCUGCAAAGCCAACCGUGCUAUUCGUCUCCUCGGGUGCUGCAACGGGAAACAUUGCCGGUUGGGCUGGAUAUAAUGCGAGCAAAGCAGCAAUGAAUGCGAUCGCAAGAACGCUAGCAAACGAAGAAGAAAAAAUAGCAGUGUUUGCAGUUAGACCAGGUGUAGUAGAUACAGACAUGCAAACUCUUCUCCGAGAAAAGGGCAAGGAUCAGAUGAAAGAACAAGAGGCGCAAAGGUUUUUGCAUCUCUAUCAAAAUGCAAAGCUACUCAAACCUCAACAACCCGCUUGGAGUAUCGCAGCUCUAGCAACAAGAGGCACUAGGCAGAUGCCCAAGGGUAAGGAUGGCAAAGCGUUGGGAGAGGUAGGUGCAUUCUUCACUUGGAACGAGGAUGUACUUGAGGGUUGGAAGAACGAGGAUGCGGGCAAGUAG